This is a messenger RNA of Zingiber officinale, 1284 nucleotides long. RefSeq names its product gamma-glutamyl hydrolase 2-like. Gene Ontology annotation, molecular function: gamma-glutamyl-peptidase activity. Gene Ontology annotation, biological process: tetrahydrofolylpolyglutamate metabolic process. The coding region runs from base 63 to 1145 and encodes 360 amino acids. Gene Ontology annotation, cellular component: vacuole. The record is from RefSeq and is a predicted model, not a curated record. The transcript has 10 exons. NCBI's taxonomy places the organism in Eukaryota, Viridiplantae, Streptophyta, Magnoliopsida, Zingiberales, Zingiberaceae.
AAUGGGACAGUUUAUGGUGCGGCUCCUUGCCUACCGUUUCUCACCUUAACCCUCCCCCAAGAAUGGCUUCGCGGCGGCGAGGAGUAAUCCUGUGCAUCUCUCUUCUCCUGCUCGUCGGCGCCUCUUCCGUCCGCUACGAAGAAGCUAUGGGUGGCUCGAUCCUUCUCUCCGGUGGAUGGGAAAGGGAGGAUGAUGAGCCGUUCGAGUACUCGCGGGACGGGUUGAGCUGCCCCUCCCCGGACCCCACUCUCUACAACUUGCCGGUGAUCGGGAUCGUCAGCCACCCCGGAGAUGGAGCCUCGGGCAGAUUGAGUAACGCCUCCGGCGACUCCAACAUUCCAGCCUCUUACGUCAAGUUCGUCGAGUCAGCGGGUGCCCGCGUCAUCCCUCUCAUCUACAACGAGCCCGAGGAGACACUGAUUGAGAAGCUGAAUUUGGUCAAUGGCGUACUGUUCACCGGAGGAUGGGCCAAGGCAGGACUGUACUAUGAGACGAUUAAAAAGGUUUUCCAGAUAGCUCUGGAAAGAAAUGAUGCCGGUGAACAUUUUCCCUUGUUUGCCAUUUGUUUAGGGUUUGAACUCCUAACCAUGAUUGUCAGCAAGGACCGUGAUAUAUUAGAGAGGUUUCAUGGAGAGAAUCAAGCAUCUUCUCUUUAUUUCCAAGAUUAUUCAGAUGUUCAAAGAUCUGUAUUUGAGCGAUUCCCUAAUGAAUUACUGAGGAAAUUGAGUUCAGAGUGCCUUGCCAUGCAAAAUCAUAAAUUUGGUAUAUCGCCUAAAAAAUUUCAAGGUAAUGCUGCUCUCUCAAGCUUUUUCCAAAUUCUGACAACAUCAAAGGAUGAGUAUGGUAAGGUUUAUGUUUCAACCGUUCAAGCAUAUAAUUAUCCUGUGACCGGCUUUCAGUGGCAUCCAGAGAAAAAUGCUUUUGAGUGGGGAUUGUCAAUGAUUCCCCAUAGCGAGGACGCAGUGCGUGUAACUCAACAUGUUGCCAACUAUUUUAUCAGUGAGGCGAGGAAAUCAUCAAAUAGACCUCCUGCUGAUAAAGUCUUGGACAAUCUCAUAUACAAUUAUAGUCCUACUUAUUGCGGGAGAGCAGGGAGAGGAUACGAUGAAGUCUACAUCUUCAACUUUCCUCAUUCGAGUAUGUAAGUCAUUUUCUAAAGGAAAGGAUAUUAUGAAACACUACACAUGUAUCUAAGAUCGCUUCAUCUUAUGUAACUGGACUCCAAGCUUCCAAUGAUAUUGUGAAUGUUUAUUAUUAAAAAAGUGUUAAAUUUGAACUCGUUAA